Orbicella faveolata is the source of this 1912-nucleotide messenger RNA. RefSeq names its product 2-aminomuconic semialdehyde dehydrogenase-like. The record is from RefSeq and is a predicted model, not a curated record. Lineage: Eukaryota; Metazoa; Cnidaria; Anthozoa; Scleractinia; Merulinidae. Gene Ontology annotation, molecular function: oxidoreductase activity, acting on the aldehyde or oxo group of donors, NAD or NADP as acceptor.
UUAACAUCAGGAUCUCAGGUAUCCAGAAAUGAUUGCCAUUCGAAUCUAAAAUUAGCUCCUAUGUGGUCUUGCGAGAGACUGUAGCCAUAAAGAAGCAAGAACGGCGAACCUGACACAUGGAUUUCCUCGCUCAGAUUAACCACCUUUUUAGGCGCGGUGAGAUUUCUGAACAAAUCUACAAUUUCAUUAAUGGCGAAUUCGUUCCACCCGAGGACGGAAGAUUCGCUGACACAUUGAAUCCGAGCACGGGUGAAGCAUUAUGUAAAUACCCGCUGUCCGGUGUGAUGGAUUUAGAAAAAGCUGUGGAGGCAGCAAGCUCUGCAUUUAAACACUGGUCAAAAGUGUCUAAGAUGGAGAGAGCGGAAGUUUUAAAUCACGUGGCUGAACUGCUGACAAAGAGAUCGGAAGGAUUCGUUCGCGCCGAGAUCAUGGACCAAGGACGAGCAAUUCAUGGCGUUAGCAAAGAAGACAAUGAGAUUGCAAGAGAAGUGCAUAAUAUAAAACAUUUUACUGCACAGGCCAUUGCUACAAAGGAAUCAGCAACGCGAACGAAAGAUUCUGUCAGCUAUACAUCUCGUUACCCACUUGGUGUAGUUGGAAUAAUUACUUCAUGGGCUUCACCUCUUCACUCCAUUUUGUGGCACGCGAUCCCAGCGCUGGCCAGCGGUAACUGCGUAGUCAUUAAACCGUCAUGCUUGGCUCCCAUUGAGGUCCAUUUAAUGGCCAAAACGUUCGGCGAUGCAGGGAUUCCAAAAGGUGUGGUAAAUGUGGUGUACGGUAAAGGCGAUGUUAUUGGUAAAGCUAUGGCUGAGCAUCCAACCGUGAAAGCCAUGGCAUUGGCAGGGAGUGAAAAGACUGUAUGCGCCAUAAUGAGAGCAAGUCAGCUACUUUAUACAAAGAAGUUCACAUUUAGCUUAGCAAAUUGUCACCCGAUGAUUGUCUUCGAUGAUGCUAAUCUAGACGAAGUUCUCCCUGUCGCCAUCAAAGGAAGUUUUCUUCAUAGCGAGGGCCAAAACGUUCAUUCCAUCAAUCGUAUUUUCGUCCAAGUGUCCAUACUUCAAUCAUUUAAAGAAAAAUUCAUCAGACUGGUACAGAGAUUAAAAAUUGGGAGUCCGCACGAGACCAACACACAGGUUGGUCCUUUGAUAAGCAAGGAGCACCGCCAAAAAAUGGUAGGGUUUAUCCAAGGCGCAGUAAAUGAUGGGGCGGAAAUUUUGUGCGGCGGAAAAAUUCCGAAACUUGACAGCAAGUUGGACAAAGGUUACUUCCUGGAGCCUACGGUACUUGGAGGUUUUCAGUGCUCUACUGUCAACACCAUUAACACAUUGGAAGUUCAAGGACCAGUGGUACGAAUAAUACCAUUUCGUACUGCAAACGAGGCUAUAGAAGGAGCCAAUGGAACAAUGUACGGAUUGUCUGCCUCGAUCUGGUGUAAAGAUGUUAGUUUGGCUCAUAGCAUUGCGGACCAGGUGAAUGCGGGCUCCGUGUGGAUAAACAGUUGGCUACCAAACGAACCCAGCAUGCCUCGCGAGGGCUGGAAGAACAGUGGACUCGGGCGAACAGGCGGAGUUUACUCAAUGGACUUCUACACUGAAAUCAAAUCAAUAAGCAUUAAAUUCUGACUCGUUCUGUAUGGUGCUUUUCUCGAUCUGUAGUCACAAUUCUUCAGUGAAUUUCGUGUAUAAACCGUUACUUCUGGAAGCAGAAAUCUUGGAAUCGGAGACAUGACGUACACUACAGGUCGAUGUUUUUCGUAACGAAAGCCUUCAGUUGUUGUUAACUUCCGUUUCAAUAAACAUUAAUUUAUUAAAUAUCAGCUAGUUUUACUUUUUGUCAAGAUUACGUAAGCUGGGGAAACUGUCAUACCCAUUUUAUUCAAUACUCACGUAAAAUUAAGCGAACACUUAACUAU